Molecule: messenger RNA, 909 nt
Organism: Sclerotinia borealis F-4128
Lineage: Eukaryota; Fungi; Ascomycota; Leotiomycetes; Helotiales; Sclerotiniaceae
Source: the annotation of a GenBank genome assembly
AUGUUUUUCUCGUUUGAGCAUAUGGCUAAGUUACAAGAAAAAUACGAAUACGGAGCUUCUGCAAUCCUUGGGAGUUUCCCAACAUACUUUAUAACAGCAAACCACAUAAUAAGCGAGGUCGAGAAAGAAAAGGUGGCCCCUAUGAUCAGGAAAUUACUGAAUAUGGUAGCUGGCAGUGAAAGGUUUUGUGGAGAAAAAGCACUGUCUUCUUUUAAUUUUCAUUUCGUGGAGACCAAUUCUCAAAUUUUAAAAGAUCAUUCAACAUGGCCUGGGCGAAUGUUCAUCGGUUCCGAUGUCCAGUCUCUUUUCGCGGUUGAUGAAGUGGGACUCGCCACCAUUAUCGGUCAUUCACUCGCACAUGCAUUUUUGAAUCAUAAAGGGGAGGAGACAUCAGUGGAGCUCUUCGAAAAUGCAGCUUGGUCUCUAGUUCCGGUGCUAGUGGUCCUAGCAAUUGCAUCCAAACAGAUGCGAAUACCAGCUGCAACGUAUUGCUUGUGUGUUGGAGCUUUUCGCAAGUAUUAUCAGCAAACUCACACCAAAAUGCUUGAGAAGGAAGCGGACAUGUGGGGCUUGGAGGUGAUGAAAUUGGCGGGAUAUGAUGUCACCAAGGCAACGGAAUACUGGGAGCGCAAGACGAAUUACGUCCUGCGAAUGAUAGACGACUUGAAAAUACAACGGAGGAGCGACAGUAUAGACGCAAGAAGCCAAAAGGAAAUCGAUCAGUAUAUGGAUUUUUAUAGGCAGAUUUUGAAAAUCAACAAAAGACACAUCGCAACAAUUCAAGAAUAUAUCCAAGAUAAUGGCAUCUUGCCUCUAGCAGUCGAAGAACCCAAAGGAACCGAGAAUCCACCGAAAUCCACAAAUCCGAAAGAUGAACCGGGCCCGGAUGUACCCGAGUCGAAGCAAUAG